UCUUGUGGAGGCGUACGAUUAAAAGGGGGAUUUUAAUUUCAGUUUUAUUCCGAACGCUUCGAAAAUGAGUGCCACAAAUAUCGAACAGCUCCACGAUGACCGCCUAUACUAUAUAUUUGAGUAUUUACCCACUGAAGAUCGCAUUACUUUCGCCCAAGUGUGCCAAAGAUUUCGUCAGUUUUUUGUCAAUCAGUGCGGUAGUAAAUACAGCGAAUAUACCCUCGAUAAAGACAGUUCGCGGAUAGAUCUGAUAAAAUUUUGCACCUGCCGGGAAUUGGUAACGUCCCUGACCAUCGAUUUGGAUCACUUCAAUACGGCCCGAUGCUUUCGGAACUAUGGAUGUAUAGCGCCUGAAAACUGCUUUGCUAUUCUUUGUCAGACUUUGACUGGCAUGAUUUCGUUGGAGCAAUUGGUGGUGAAACAGAUGUAUUUUCUGAUCACACCCAUUUUAAAACCCUUCGAUCAAAUCCUAAAUGCCAUAAGACAUUUACUGAAACUGAAGAGACUGGAAAUUCAUGCUAUAGAUGACUGUAGCCUGGAUCGCCUGAGUCAACUGCGGCACCUCGAAGAUCUGCAGAUCCUCGUACCAAAAAUUCCACUUGCAACCCUCGUGAAGUCCUGCAAAUCCAAUGGCAAUCUGAGCAGCCUUCAUCUCGGCUAUGCCUGUGUUCAGAAGAACUUGAGAGAUAUAGUGCCGCAUUGUAAAAACCUGGAGGUUCUCAAGUUCGGCAUGUCGUCGAAUUCUGCUGAAUAUCUGCCACUUGCCAUGCUUCCCAAGCUCAAGGAACUCUCUUACUUCGGAAUUCGCAGAAGCGGCUCCUUUGAGCCACUUCUUUCGGCUCUGGCGGUCAAAUCGCAAUUGACACACCUGUCCAUAGACGGGGGAAGCCUCACUCUUCAGGAGACCUGCCAGGUGGUUCGAAUCCAGAGCCUGAAGCACUUUAAAUGUUUUUUCUCAACAACAGAGUGCGUGGAAAUGCUGGCCAGUCUCGCAAAUUUGGAGGAACUAUGUCUCUCGAUGUCCUGCCCUCUGGAUAUUUCCAAUUCGCUGCUGCCAAUCAUUGCAAACUGUAAAGAUCUAAAACUUCUUCGAAUUGCCAUGGGUAAUGUGAAUACAAAGAUUCUGGGCGAUGCUAUUAAACUAAGAAAAGCUGGGGCAAAGGAAAUCACAGAAGGCCUGCCAGCUUUGAUAGUAGAUAAAUAG
Molecule: messenger RNA, 1204 nt
Organism: Drosophila takahashii
Lineage: Eukaryota; Metazoa; Arthropoda; Insecta; Diptera; Drosophilidae
Molecular function (GO): protein binding
Source: RefSeq, a predicted model, not a curated record